Messenger RNA from Musca vetustissima, 1184 nucleotides. RefSeq lists its product as uncharacterized. Bases 51 to 1184 code for a protein of 377 amino acids. NCBI's taxonomy places the organism in Eukaryota, Metazoa, Arthropoda, Insecta, Diptera, Muscidae. The record is from RefSeq and is a predicted model, not a curated record. The transcript has 3 exons.
UUAUGUUUGAAAAUCUUACAGAUGCUUGAAGGACGGCCACGCUUCAAGGAAUGAUGAAAUUUGCUGGAACUCAUAAUGACCGAUCCAAAGUAAUGUGGCGUUUUGUUGUUCUUUUCGCUGUCGUCGUAGUUAUAAAUUCACCCGGCUGCAAUGGCCAUGGUCGCUUGAUUGAACCGCCAAGUCGAGCAUCGGCAUGGCGUUACGGUUUCAACACACCGCCCGACUACAACGAUCACGAACUCUAUUGUGGUGGCUUUACGCGUCAGUGGAAACGUAACGGAGGAAAAUGUGGCGAGUGUGGCGAUGCAUGGGACAUGCCACUGCCACGGCCGCACGAACACGGAGGUCAGUGGGGUCAGGGUGUUAUUGUGCGGCGAUAUUCGCCGGGAGCUGAAAUGACUAUUCGUGUGGAAUUGACAGCAAGUCACAUGGGAUAUUUCGAGUUUCGAUUGUGUCCAGAACCCAAAGCAAAACAAGACUGUUUAGAUCGUAAUCUUUUAAAAAUACUGGCAGGAUCACCGGCCCAACCUGCACCCGGAGAUUUGGAGACAAGAUUCUAUCCAAGGAAUGGUAGUAGAAUUUACGAAAUAAAGGCACAACUUCCAGAGAUAACAUGCAGUCAGUGUGUCCUACAGUGGCGAUAUGUAGCUGGCAACAAUUGGGGUAUUUGUCCCGAUGGCACGGGGGCUGUUGGUUGUGGUGAACAGGAGGAAUUUAGAUCGUGUUCCGAUAUUGCUAUAGGCGCAGGCACUCUGACUCCAAUGCGCCCAAUACGGCCCAGUAUACGCACGACACAACGUCCCACUGUGCCGCCCACAGUCACAGAAUCCACUCAACACGAAUCCUCCGAACCAUUCAAUUAUGUUCCUAUUUUGGUUGUUUUUAUUCUCAUACUCUUGGCGGCAUGUAUAUUCGCCAUCUGGCACUUGAAUCGCAAAAAUAAUCCCAUGAUCAUCAAAUGCAAGGAGUACUUCGAUCGCCGCAUGUGCAAAAAUAAAUCGCCUACUGUGUUAACGCCAAAGCAUGCCGCUGUACCAUCGAUUAUUUCACAUCCAACUCUGGGCAAUUCUCUCAAGUUGGGGCAGGAACAUCAAAUGAAGGCUGAAUCUGCUACCGCUCCAAUACCACCACCCCGAACAAAGCGACAGCGGAAUAUAUCGAUAGGAGAAUCAAGCGCCGCAUAA